This is a messenger RNA of Loa loa (African eye worm), 1158 nucleotides long. RefSeq lists its product as hypothetical. NCBI's taxonomy places the organism in Eukaryota, Metazoa, Nematoda, Chromadorea, Rhabditida, Onchocercidae. The record is from RefSeq and is a predicted model, not a curated record. The coding region runs from base 1 to 1158 and encodes 385 amino acids. The transcript has 9 exons.
AUGUCAAGUGAGGAUGACACGCUAAGAGUGAAAUGCCGGAUAUGUUCAAAAAUGUAUCAAUUUACGGAAAUGCAACAAAUAUUUCCGUGUUUUCAUUUAUUUUGUCGAGGAUGUAUCUCUAUCCUAACAUCUUACCAAACGACUAAUCAAGCAAAUAGCGAUAGAAAGCGUAAACAAAUUUCUACAGAUGUAAUGACUUGUCCAGCAGCAAAUUGCUAUUCACAAAUUCGUGGCACUCUAACAGAUUCUCUUCCACUUACUAUAAAUUAUUGUGAUAAUAUGUUGUGUCCAAAAAAAUUAUCACAAUUUGAAUCUGCUCGUUUAAAUGCAUGCCAACAUGAACUUUGUACCGCAUGUCUCGAAGAAUCUCUACAACGACAACCACCUGCUUGUAUCGUUGAAAAUUGCAAUCGAGGUAUUGUUGAAGUGGAAGAUACAUACUUUUGUGAUAAUUGUGGUAAACAAACAACUGAUCCAAAGGUACAAGUGAAAUGUAAAGUGAAAGAUAAUUGUGAACGUAUAGCACUUAACGGCUUUCCAUCGAAUUCAGAAUGUAGCCAUGAUGUAUGCAUUGAAUGUCUUACUGAUAUGAUUGCCGAUUGCGAAGCAAACGGAAUAGCUCCAAUGUGUCCUCAACCAUCAUGUCAUCAAUAUUAUACGAUUGAAUCAGUCAAUGCAUUACGUACACUUUUUCCACAAAAAGCUGAAUUCUUUCAACGAUUUGAUUUGAAUGAACAAAAAACAGAUUUGUUUUGCAAAGAUGAAUCUGUGACAUUUAUAGACUUUUCGUCCGAAUUCGAUUUCGCAUCAAGGCAGAUGGCAAUACGCGUAAUGGCCGAUAGUGACGAAGAAGCGGAAGGAAUUUUAAUUUACGAUAAGCAGGGUACGAUUGGCGAUUUUAUUCGCGAAGUUCGUCGUGUCCUUAAAAUACUACCUUAUGAAAAAGCAAGUACUACAAUAUAUGGUUAUUUCAUUAAAAAUGAGGAUGAUGGUAAAGUUGAAAAUGAGACAGAUGAAGAGAUUGCUACUGACGCUAUAUCAUUGGCAAAAUGUAUUACCGAAUUACAUCUUACUUCAUCAUCUGUGGUUCACGUUGAUACUGCUGGCAUUGUACAACGUAAAUCACUAACCAAAACAAAUACAUCAAUGCAAUUAUAA